Messenger RNA from Protomyces lactucae-debilis, 2310 nucleotides. RefSeq names its product thioredoxin-like protein. Bases 34 to 1908 code for a protein of 624 amino acids. Gene Ontology annotation, cellular component: endoplasmic reticulum. Gene Ontology annotation, molecular function: protein disulfide isomerase activity. The record is from RefSeq and is a predicted model, not a curated record. The transcript has a single exon. Lineage: Eukaryota; Fungi; Ascomycota; Taphrinomycetes; Taphrinales; Protomycetaceae.
CAACACACCACAAGCCCAAGUCGCGCGACCACCAUGAGACGAGGGCGCGUGCUACAGCUACUGCUCCUCCCCUUCGUCUCUGCUGCUCUCAUCAAGCAGGAUCCUGCAGGUGGGGAUGAAUUGACGAGCGACACAUUCGAGCCAAGUGUCUCCAAAGGCCUCUGGUUCAUCAAAUUCUACAGCCCUUCUUGUGGCCACUGCAAGAAGUUGGCGCCCUUCUGGGAACAGGCUGAGAAGAAUAUCAAUGGCAAGAAGCAAGGUAUUGCGCUGGCCAGCGUCAAUUGUAUUGCGCAAAAUGAUGUCUGUGCAGCACAAGGGGUGCAAGGCUAUCCCACCAUGAACCUCUACCGCGAUGGCAAGAAGAUUGCAGAUUUGCCAAACAUGGUCACGGAUGAUCCAUUGGGCAUGAUUGAGACAUUUGUCAAGGAACAGCUGAAGAUGGCCAAGUCACCGUCGAGUGAGACAGUCUCGUCGCCCAAGGAGGCCGCAACAGGAACGAUCAAGCUCAAGGAGGCUCCAAAGCAGAAGGACAUGGUACCCGCACCGCCCCAAAAGACAGUGCCGAAUAUAGAAGGUCGGUCCAUGGUGCUGACAACGGACAACUUCAAGCAGCACGUCACCGAUUCAAAGGACGUGUGGUUCAUCAAGUUUUAUACGACAUGGUGUUCUCACUGCAAGGCCAUGGCACCGAGCUGGCAAGAACUCGCAGCAACAAACAAGGGAAAACUUAAUAUCGGCGAAGUCGAUUGUGACAAGGAGAGCAAGUUGUGCAAAGAUGCUGGGGUACGUGGUUACCCAACCCUUCUUGUCUUUCAGGGAACUCAGCAUGUCGACUACAAUGGUCUGCGUGGUCUCGGUGAUCUUGUUGCAUUUGCAAACAAAGCUGCUUCUUCGCAAGUCAAGGAUGUCGAUGCGACUGAUUUCGAAGGCCUCCAAAAGAAGAAUGAGGUGGUCUUCCUCUACUUCUACGACUAUGCCACCACGACGGAAGACUUUGAAGCACUCGAUCGCACAUCACUCUCCCUCAUCGGUCAUGCACCCCUCGUCAAGACAUCCAACGAGAUUCUAGCAAGUAAAUUCCGAGUCACGACAUUUCCACAGCUCGCCGUCAUCAAGGACCGCAAGCCGCAAUACUAUAACGCACUAGGGCCAGCCGAUAUGCGCGAUACAAGCAAGAUGAUUUCUUGGAUGAAAGCGAAUUGGUUGCCACUUGUUCCUGAGUUAUCAGCACAAACUUCGCAUGAAAUUAUGAGUGGUCAUCGUGUCGUCCUGGCAAUUCUUGACCCUGAUGUGCCUUCCUUUGAUUUGCAAAAGCAAGUCUUGAAGGAUGCCGCCCAGAAAGUCAAUGACGAUCAUUUCGCAGAGGAACAAGCAGAGAAGCUUGAGCUGCGUGAAAAGAAGGAGGAUCAGCUACGAGAGGCUCUCAAGGGUGGCGACAAGCAAGCUGUUGAAAGAGCCAAGCAAAUACGUGUCAAGGUCGAAGGGAGCCCUGAGGUUGGCUUCGCUUGGGUCAAUGGCAUCUUUUGGUCAAAGUGGCUCAAAGCAACAUACAACAUCGACUUGGCUGUCCAUGGUUCACGCGUAUUAAUUGCAGACGAUGAUGCUAGUCACUACUGGGAUGUUGAUGCAAAAGGCAAGUCGAUCCCAGUUGGAAAAGAGGCGAUCCUCUCCGCCAUUUCUCAAGUCAUGCACGGCAACUUGAAACCAAAGAGCACCAAGUCCAGCCUCGACCUUGCGUUGCAAAAUGCAAAACGCGUCGGUGAACACCCAAUCAAGGCUGGUGUGCUUGUCUUUGGCUCACUUGCUAUUGUCGUUGCAAUCUUGACGCGCCGCGCUAUUCGUAGGCGUUUGAGAGAGCAGCCCAAUGACCAUGCUCGCGAGGAACUGCUGACCGGUAAGCUAGAUUAAGUGGAUGUAGUCGCCUUCUUAUGCCGACGUUUUCUUUUGCUCUGUGCUUGGGGAACCUCAUCCGAUGCUUUCUCCGGAGCAGGUGUUGCAGACUUUGCCGCUAUUGCUUUCGCCUCAGGUGCUUUGGCUGUUGGAGCAGCACUUGAUAUAGAGGACGUUUUCAGUAUAGAUUUUGGCUUCUUGACAGACAGCGGGUUGGGCCCCUUUGGACCUCGUGCCCGUUUCUUAGGUUGUUGUGCCUGCACUUCUUGUUGCUCUGCCCCCGUCGACUCUUCCUUGUCGUCAGGAGUAUCUUCUGCUGCUGCUGGUGCUGUCACCGAAGAACCCACAGCCGUUGGAUUAGCAACACGCUUGCGCUUGCCGAGAAUUUGAGCUUCUUCAACACUCAGUCCCAGUCUGCCA